This is a messenger RNA of Chaetomium strumarium, 1152 nucleotides long. Its product is annotated as S-adenosyl-L-methionine-dependent methyltransferase. The record is from RefSeq and is a predicted model, not a curated record. The transcript has 4 exons. Gene Ontology annotation, molecular function: methyltransferase activity. NCBI's taxonomy places the organism in Eukaryota, Fungi, Ascomycota, Sordariomycetes, Sordariales, Chaetomiaceae. The coding region runs from base 1 to 1152 and encodes 383 amino acids. Gene Ontology annotation, biological process: methylation.
AUGUCCGCCACCACUGUCUCCCCUGCUGCCAGUGAUGAGACGACCGGUCUCAGCAAGCAAUAUGACACGCCGUUGGGGCUCGCCCACAGCACCAUGCAGGCGCUCAAGGACCGCAUCAAGCUGCACUAUGACCUUGCCAGCGACUACUAUCUGAACCUGUGGGGCGAGCACAUCCACCACGGCUACUGGCCGACGGACGAGUCCAAGGCCUCCGACUCGAAAGAAACCGCCCAGCUCAACCUGAUCCGCCUCCUCCUCGACAUCUCCCACCUUUCCCCGGACGAGAGCAGCACCGCUGGAACCAAUGCAAAACCCCUCCGCAUCCUCGACGUAGGCUGCGGAAUAGGCGGCACAACCCGCUACUUGGCCAGCACACUGGGCGCAACCGUAACAGGCAUCACCAUCUCAAGCAAGCAAGUCCAUAUCGCUACGCGGUUGAGCAAAGCCGCCGCCUCCUCCUCCUCCUCCUCCUCCUCCUCCUUUUCAUCCGCCACCACUCCUACCCUCAGCAGUAGCAGUAGUACCCCUGCAAACGGAGGCGCCCAAGCCCAUGAUGAUGAUGAUGAACCUUCCUCCUUCAUCCCCCUCGGCCCAAAGGGAGGCAAAGUCCGCUUCAUCGAGCUGGACGCCGAGAAGAUGGGCGAGUUCUCCUCCUCCACAUCCUCUUCCGAAAGAGACGGGCAAGAAGAAGGCAGUGGUUGUUUCGACGCCGUCUGGAUCAGUGAAGCGCUGUCCCACUUCCCCAACAAGGCCCUCUUCUUCCAGAACGCGCACACGCUCCUUCGCCCUGGAGGGAAGCUUGUGCUGGCGGAUUGGUUCAAGGCCGAGGGGCUGGACCAGCGGGCGUUUGAGGCUGAUAUUAAGCCUAUCGAGGAUGGGAUGCUCCUCCCGCCGCUGUGUACGCAGCAAGGGUAUAUCGGCCUGGCUACAGGUGCCGGGUUGGAGGUGUUGAGCGAGCCGAAGGAUAUUAGUAGGGAUGUUAGUAAGACUUGGGACAUUUCGUGGUCAUUGGUGCAGAACCCUUCCCUGUGGGCAUUCGCCUUCAGCCAGGGGCGAGACGGCGUUGCCUUCCUGCAAGCUUUCCGCGCCAUGAGGAGGGGCUAUGCGAAUGGGAGCUUCCGGUAUGCCGUCAUGUCAUUUGUGAAGCCGUGA